This is a messenger RNA of Fusarium odoratissimum NRRL 54006, 1017 nucleotides long. RefSeq lists its product as uncharacterized. Lineage: Eukaryota; Fungi; Ascomycota; Sordariomycetes; Hypocreales; Nectriaceae. The record is from RefSeq and is a predicted model, not a curated record. Bases 196 to 1017 code for a protein of 273 amino acids. The transcript has a single exon.
GCUUGUUCAUCACUAUUCUUAUCAGUUUCAUUUUGUCCGUUCCGGUCGGAACCUUUGAGGCAUUAGUCAAUGCUGUAUCAUUGCAGAAAGACCGCGUAAUGUUUUGUUGACUUGUUGCAAGGCUCGUAUCAGAUAUCAGAUUAUCCCUAUCGCCUGCAUUCUUGCCUGUUCUCAGUUGUCGCACGGCAGUUCACCAUGAUCUCUUCACCGGACUGUCACAAGAAACCCUCAAUUCUCAGAAACAUACAACUUGGCCAGUUUCUGUCUCAUCUACACAGAACAAUUGAGUCGCGGGAAGGUCGAGAUGUAGUCCUUCUAUUUGCUGGCGAAGCCAUACGCCUGGUCACCUUCAUCAUGGACCUAUUAGCAUCUUACCUCCAAAGACUGCAGAGUCAAAGAUUGAGAGGUCUCUCCGAAUCAUCCUUCACAAUAUCUCACAUCAACUCGAUGGCAACAUCAACAACACGAGUCGCAAACUGUUCAAGAGCACUUUGUGCAAUGCUUGAUGAGUGGCAGAUAAUGAAUCGCCUCUUCGGGGUCUUGGAUAUGUGGAAGGCAGCCAGAGAUCUCAUUAAACGAGUCUCCGCCGAGAGAUCAGCAGGAAAACCCAUGAAAAAGCUGGAUAUUGGAAUCCAAACUUCACAAAUACUCUGCCUCACAUCAUUCCACGUCUCCGAAGCAAUUGGUUUCCUCUCAGCAAGGGGAAUUCUCAAACGCUCGGCCAAAUCAGAAGAAAAGUUAACAUUCCUCGCAAUUCGCUCCUGGGCGGCGUUUACAAUGAUUGAGAUUGGUCGUUUGUCACUGGAUUGGAUUAACACUAUGCAGGAUAAGGAAAAACUGGCGACAAAGACAUGGAAGGCAAAAUGGAAGAGCGAUAUGCUUCAGAAUUUGGCUUGGGCUAGUGUUGCCACUCAUUGGAGUCUGAGAAAUGGUUUGAUACCCGAGGCUUUUGUUUCGCCGCUGGCGGUGUUUGCGACGUGGAGUUUGGUCAAAGAUGCUUGGAAGAAUGCGGCUUAA